Molecule: messenger RNA, 753 nt
Organism: Protobothrops mucrosquamatus (brown spotted pit viper)
Lineage: Eukaryota; Metazoa; Chordata; Lepidosauria; Squamata; Viperidae
Product: ATP-binding cassette sub-family A member 3-like
Exons: 5
Biological process (GO): lipid transport; transmembrane transport
Cellular component (GO): membrane; intracellular membrane-bounded organelle
Molecular function (GO): lipid carrier activity; ABC-type transporter activity; ATP binding
Source: RefSeq, a predicted model, not a curated record
GUCCAGCAGCGGAUUGGCUACUGUCCCCAAUUUGAUGCACUUUUGGAUCACAUGACCGGGAGGGAGACCUUGAGCAUGUACGCCCGACUGCGGGGCAUCCCCGAACGCUACAUCGGCAGCUGUGUGGAGAACAUGCUUCGUGGGUUGCUCUUAGAACCUUACGCCAACAAACUCAUCCGCACGUUCAGUGGUGGGAACAAGCGGAAACUGAGUGCAGGAAUCUCUCUCAUUGGUGGACCUCCUGUGGUGUUCCUGGAUGAACCUUCCACCGGCAUGGACCCUGUUGCCAGGCGCCUAUUAUGGGAUGCAGUCGCUCGGACACGGGAGUGUGGGAAGUCCAUCAUUAUCACAUCUCACAGCAUGGAAGAAUGUGAGGCUCUCUGCACCAGGCUGGCCAUCAUGGUCAACGGGCAGUUCAAGUGCCUGGGUAGCCCUCAGCAUCUGAAGAGCAAGUUUGGCAGUGGCUAUACGCUGCUGGCCAAGACCCACUGCGAUGAAGAAGGCCACGUAGAAGACUUCAAGGCCUUUGUGGAGAAGACAUUUCCCGACAGCAUCCUGAAGCAUGAACACCAGGGGAUGGUCCACUACCACCUCACCAAUAAGAACCUCAGUUGGGCACAGGUGUUUGGGACACUCGAGAAAGCCAAAGAGAAGUACUGCAUAGAAGAUUACUCUGUAAGCCAAAUCUCCUUGGAGCAAGUCUUCAUGAGCUUCACGCGUUUCCAGCAUUACACAGAAGAUCGUGAGAAAUGA